AUGUGGCACCUACUGCAUGGAGUAAAGUCUCUUCCGAAGAAGUACAACCCAGCUCGACAUCGAAAUGCAUUUUUCUACCACUACUCAGAAGAACUCGAUGACGAGCUCCAGCCAUCAAAAUGGUAUGAAAGGGCCUACCCCAAAUUAGUAAAGUCGGCCCACAUAUUGAAAAAUGUGGACCGAAUCGAUGGAAGGCUCACAAAUAUCGAAGAUUGUUCAACCUUCAUAGAUGAUCAGAUUGAUCAGGAGAUGCAGACGUUCAAGUCACUUGCCAGGGCCUUUAUAGGGGCUCCUUCAUUGCAGCAAGCACUGAGGAAGGCAACAUCAUCGGCACCAGCCAUACCCAAUGCUUGUUUUGGUAAACCAAAUGAAAGAGAAUCUCUAACACUAAAUUCUCUCACCAAAGUAUGCGAUUUUCUUAACGUCUCUGCCCAACAAAGGAAGUCAGUGCGUCUGAGGAUAUGCCCACAGGUCACGCAGCAUCACAUAUGGCGGGGUGUCCUCGAGGAGAUACUAAACAAUCUGAAAUCAGAAAUGGGUGCCUUGCAUUGUCAUCCACUGACAGCCAGAUUGCAGAUGGGAGAUCAAAUAAUCUCGAGCUGUGUAUGUUUCUUGGCUGAGAGUGCCUAUUCCUCCUCUGAAUCUGACUCACCUUCAUGGAUGCGGCUGGCCUCUACAAGGGUGGCCGAUUCACCACCCUCUCGCAAAUGGGGCGACAUUCUAGAGAUGUUCGAUGAUCUCAUAAAGUGUUUGAGACCCGAGAAGAGGUUGACUGAUCAUGUGACGAAGCUCGAAGCAAUGAGAGAAGGGUUGUAUCAGAUCAAGGAAGUCUUGGUAGAGAGAGAUAUCGGUUACAGGGAGGCGCGGCACCAAGAACGGCUAGUGCAAAAGAAGCUUACACAGACGUUGGGCCACUCAUCUAAGUGUUUGUUCACACUCCUGUUGUAUUAUUUAUAUGGGAGUGUUAGAGAUGUUGAAGUGGAGGUUUGUGGGGGAGUUUAUGGGAGAGGGAGUGGUAGCUUUUGCUUGUGCAUCGGGAAGGUUUUGACAUCAGAUGGUGAGAAGAUGCUGUGGAAUGGAAUAAAGCAGUUGGAUAGAGCUCUUGGGCUGUUCAAGUUUGUGUGGGAAUCAGCUGGGAUGAAAGGGAUGUUGGAGCUGCAAGGCCAUGUAUGGUGUAUGAGAGCUGAGGAAAGGACACUCACAUAUAGAGGAAAUGUGUUCUUUGUGCAUGGGAUUAAAUUUUGA
Molecule: messenger RNA, 1245 nt
Organism: Magnolia sinica
Lineage: Eukaryota; Viridiplantae; Streptophyta; Magnoliopsida; Magnoliales; Magnoliaceae
Exons: 1
Coding region: 1-1245 (414 amino acids)
Source: RefSeq, a predicted model, not a curated record